GGAAGGGGGUUAUAUAACACUGCCUACUCUCUCAUUUUUUCUGAUCUUAAACUUUUUUUAUAUCUUCUUCUCUGAACGCACAGACUUUGGUUUUCAGGUUCAGUUUUGUAAACAAAUUCGAACACCCCCCCUCCAAAAAAAAGAAAGAAAAAAAGGGUCGAGUUCAGUUUUUGGAUUAGCGAUCAAAUUCAAGGUCGUCUAAAUGGAAACAGUAAAGAAGAGAUGGAAGAAAAACAUGGUUGUCAAGGCCUGGGAAAGAUGCUGCAAGACAAGAUCGUCAUCAAUAUCUUCCAACACGACUCAUGCGGGUGUGGCUAAGGCAGCUCCAGAAGGAUGUUUACCCGUUUAUGUCGGACCCCAAAGACAAAGAUUCGUAAUCAAGACCGAGUUUGCCAACCACCCAUUGUUCCGGAUGUUGUUACAAGGCGCUGAGCUUGAGUACGGCUUCAGCAAUGAAGGUCCCCUUCUUCUUCCUUGCGACGUUGAUAUGUUCAAACAAGUUUUAGCAGAGAUCCACAGUGGAGAUCAACAAAUAUUAACUCCCCUUUGUACCCCUUCUCCCCGUCGUUCAAGCUUCAAUAAAGGCUAUUACGGAUCAUAUCAACUUCUCACUCCAUCUUGAAUGCUUAAACACUGUAGUUAGUAUAAAUUACUGUGUGGUUUUUGGUCUUUUUAAGUAGGAUUAGCUUUUAGGAAGGCCAUGCAAUAUACAGCAAUGUAAUGAAAAUGAUGUAUUCUUAUCAUAGUUUAAUACUAGUAAACAGCUUAAAGUC
This is a messenger RNA of Gossypium raimondii (Peruvian cotton), 773 nucleotides long. Its product is annotated as auxin-responsive protein SAUR71. Bases 203 to 622 code for a protein of 139 amino acids. The transcript has a single exon. Gene Ontology annotation, biological process: response to auxin. NCBI's taxonomy places the organism in Eukaryota, Viridiplantae, Streptophyta, Magnoliopsida, Malvales, Malvaceae. The record is from RefSeq and is a predicted model, not a curated record.